Cryptotermes secundus is the source of this 1445-nucleotide messenger RNA. Its product is annotated as histone chaperone asf1. The record is from RefSeq and is a predicted model, not a curated record. Lineage: Eukaryota; Metazoa; Arthropoda; Insecta; Blattodea; Kalotermitidae. The transcript has 5 exons. Gene Ontology annotation, cellular component: nucleus. Gene Ontology annotation, molecular function: histone binding. The coding region runs from base 153 to 740 and encodes 195 amino acids. Gene Ontology annotation, biological process: DNA replication-dependent chromatin assembly.
AAGAUUAUAUAUGCUUGUCUUGGCUGUGCAUACUUUUAGGUUGUAGAAGUACGUCAGUUAGCGUUAAGCAGUUAAUUUGCUAUUGGUUUUUGGUGUUAUUAUUUAGAAGCAGAUUAAUUCCCAGCAAUUGUAAUUCAUCUGAAUUAAGAAGAAUGGCCAAAGUUCAGUUGUGUAACGUUGUCGUGUUGGAUAAUCCGUCACCUUUUCUUAAUCCUUUCCAGUUUGAAUUAACUUUCGAAUGUAUAGAGGAACUGAAAGAAGACUUAGAGUGGAAGAUGAUCUAUGUAGGUUCUGCAGAAAGUGAGGAACAUGACCAGAUCCUGGACACAAUAUAUGUUGGACCAAUUCCUGAAGGGAAGCAUAUGUUUGUCUUCCAGGCAAACCCUCCAGAUGUGCUGAAGAUCCCUGUUGUUGAUGCACUUGGUGUGACAGUGGUGCUGCUUACAUGCUCUUACAGACAGCAAGAGUUUGUGCGGGUUGGAUACUUCAUAAACAAUGAAUACACAGACCCCGAGCUUAAGGAAAAUCCUCCAACGCAACCACAGUUUGAUAAGGUUUUUCGCAAUAUUUUGGCUUCACAGCCCAGAGUAACCAGGUUUAAAAUUAACUGGGAUGAUACAGACACAUUGCAUCAAACAACAGAAAACACUGCACAUACAUUGGAAGAAGAAUUAGUUAACUCAAAUAGUGCUGUGGGCUUCAGUGAAAGUAGCAGUCAGAGUGCAAUGGAGGUGAUGUGAAUCUGUUAGCAAGAGUUGGUAUUGAUUGUGCGCAUGUUUGUUCUUUCUGCUGACUUGUAUGAUGUUAAAAUAGGCCAAAAUUCACAAAAUGCUAUAGUUUUUUAUAAGAUUAGAACUACCAGGUACAAACUAUUGUAGUUACUAAUCCAAAUCACCCAGUCACCAGGAUACAGUUAUAAAAUAUAUGAAGUUGAAAAUACAGUUUGAAGAAGUUGCAAGGUAUUCCAUAUAUGUUCUCAUGCAGACUAGUCAAGAGUAUUGUGGACUUCUAAAAUAUCUACCAGUUGAAACUUCCCUUUACAUAUUGGUAUUAAUGAAUUUAGAAAGACUAACCUGUUUUCUGACAAUGCUUGAUGCUGAUACUAAAAAUAUUAUGAUAACUGGGGCCUGAAAAGUAGUUAAAGCUCCCAUUGGAUCAAUGUGCAGGAGCAUGAAGAGAAUAACAAAAGUGCAGCAAUUGAACAUGUAAGUGAAGCACACGGUAUGACCUAGCUUUCCACAUGGCAAAGGAUGAGAACAUAAUUUUGUUUAAAAGAAGUAUUUUUGUAAGUUUGGAAUGUUCAAAGUUCUCCAUCUCUUCGAUGCUGUAAAGAAAUAGGGUUAUAUUUUAAAUCAUGCUUCAUAAAAAUAGGUCCUUUAAUAAUGUUCAUUAGCUGUCCUUUGUUACAGUAUUUUUUGGUGGCUCAUUUGCAUUAAACAGUACUU